This is a messenger RNA of Rattus rattus (black rat), 2171 nucleotides long. It is a transcript of the gene Stx7, whose product is annotated as syntaxin 7. The transcript has 10 exons. Gene Ontology annotation, biological process: intracellular protein transport; vesicle fusion; vesicle-mediated transport. NCBI's taxonomy places the organism in Eukaryota, Metazoa, Chordata, Mammalia, Rodentia, Muridae. Gene Ontology annotation, cellular component: SNARE complex; membrane; synaptic vesicle. The coding region runs from base 187 to 972 and encodes 261 amino acids. Gene Ontology annotation, molecular function: SNAP receptor activity; SNARE binding. The record is from RefSeq and is a predicted model, not a curated record.
GCCCUGAGCAUGCGCAUUGGGCGUGCUUGCGCCACCGCCCAUUCGCUGAGACUGCCUGCGCAGGGCCGUGGGCCCUCGGUGACAGCAGCUGGAGGUGACAGAGGAAGCCAACGAGGUCAGGGUGACUCCUAGAAAACCAGACAGCCUGCUUGCAUCUGAUGAAAUCGGCCAGUCAUCCAGCCAGCCAUGUCUUACACUCCGGGGAUUGGUGGGGACCCUGCCCAGCUGGCGCAACGCAUCUCCUCUAACAUCCAAAAGAUCACACAGUGCUCCGUGGAAAUACAAAGGACUCUGAAUCAACUGGGAACACCUCAGGAUACACCGGAGUUGAGGCAACAGCUGCAGCAGGAGCAGCAGUACACUAACCAACUUGCGAAAGAAACAGAUAAGUACAUUAAGGAGUUUGGCUUUCUGCCCACCACCCCCAGUGAACAGCGUCAAAGGAAGAUACAGAAAGACCGAUUGGUGGCAGAAUUCACCACAGCGCUAACAAACUUUCAGAAAGUGCAGAGGCAAGCCGCUGAGAGAGAGAAAGAGUUCGUGGCCCGAGUUCGAGCCAGUUCCAGAGUAUCGGGUGGUUUUCCUGAAGACAGCUCAAAAGAGAAGAAUUUUGUAUCCUGGGAAAGCCAAACACAGCCUCAAGUGCAAGUCCAAGAUGAAGAAAUCACAGAGGAUGACCUCCGGCUCAUCCAUGAGAGAGAGUCUUCAAUCAGACAGCUGGAAGCUGACAUUAUGGACAUUAACGAAAUAUUCAAAGACUUGGGGAUGAUGAUUCAUGAACAAGGAGAUGUUAUUGACAGCAUAGAAGCCAAUGUAGAAAGUGCGGAAGUUCACGUACAGCAGGCGAACCAGCAGCUGUCAAGAGCGGCGAAUUAUCAGCGCAAAUCCAGAAAAACCCUCUGCAUCAUCAUUUUAAUCCUGGUGGUCGGAAUCGUGAUCAUCUUCUUCAUCGUAUGGGGUCUGAAAGGCUGAGACCGACAGAAGGCUCGGACGACUGCAUGAUGUUAUCAGCGUGACGUAGGCAGGCUCUCGGGAUCACUUUCUUUUGUCGCUGUUCUGAGGCUGUUGUAUAAAAGAUGGCUCCACACUUCGUCGUUUUUACCAGGGGAUUGUGGGGGGGGGUUCUUUUGGAUUCAAUCUGAUAUUUUCUAAUACCCAAGGUUUUUUAAAAUUCCCUUUGCUGGCCCAAUUUCCCUGCUUUUUAGUCCAACAACUGUUGGGUUUUUUGCUCACGUUGUAUAUGCCUUUCAUUUAUAAUUUAUUUAUAUUGUUUAACUUUUGGGGAAUUAUCUAAUUGGCAUGUGUGCUCUGCCUACACCUCUGUCACUGUGUAACCCGUGUAACAUGAUUGUGCUAUCUUAUUAAAAAAAAAUCCGAGUUUAAGUUUCAUUUGUCCAGUAAAUAUUCUCAGUAGGCAAACCCUAGCAGCCCCAUCUGUGGGACAGUUUAUCCCCUGUGGUCCAGGGCAGUGCAGAUCAUUGUUGCUCUGCCAUUAUUGGAUGGCUCUCGUCACCCCUGAAUAAAAUCAGUGAAUCUCUUCCCUAUGUGUAUAUAAGCGUUUGCUGCAGAUUGCAUCAUGAAGAUAGUGAGGAUAGAUUGUUUUUAAUGUGGACUAUUUAAUCCACUACAUACUAAGGGCAGAAGCGUCUGAAAAACCCAUACCAAUGUCUGUUCUGUUUAGAUGCUAAAGAUGCCAGUUUCAUACUGCACGGAACCACUUUCCCCACACGGUCUUGUUUUAUUUGGCCAUUAGUUACUUUCCCUUGUGUCCCUCAGAACACUCAUUAGACAUGUAUCUUUGGGUCCCAUCUUUGCAGAGUAAUGUUCCUACAAUUACAGAUUUGGGAUUUCAUUUUUAUACUUAAAUUUUGACACUUAAAUGUUAAGAGUUCGUUUAGAUGCCACUUUUUUUCUUAAAACCAUUCUUCAUUCAAAUAAGAAUCAGGUGUCUGCCAGUGAACUCACGUGUCUUUUUGAAUCAAUGUUUUAAUGCACUAAUAUGAAUGCUGUAAAAGGGGCUAUCUUAGAUUAUCGCUUGUGUUUUAUAAUGUUCUUACACAGCCGUCUGCUAAUGCUGGCACUGUUUAAUGUGGCUCUGAAACCUUUACAUGGGAACAAGUGAAAUAUUAUCAAUGGAAGCAGAAUAAAGGUGAUUCUGGACUUGUCUGCUA